AAGCUAUAAAUACCGCAUCUUCGGAUUCCCAAAACCCAAGCAAGAACCACAGUAAUAAUCACCAUCAUCACACAUUUAAACCACACUUAGAAAAAUAUCCGAUUUUUAUCCAAUCCAGAAAGAAAAAAAUGAAGAGUGUUAUAGCAGUGAUUGCAAUUAUUGCCGUUUUCCAAUUGGCUGUUCAACACGGGCAUGCAGUUACAUGCGGUGAGGUGGAUGUUUCACUAGUGCCAUGCAUUAAUUACCUUAUCGGGCACGACAGCAGCCCAUCACCGGCUUGCUGUGCGGGGGUAAAAGCGGUAAAAGGGAUGGCUUCGACCACAGCCGACAAAAGGACUUGCUGUGGCUGUGUCAAAGCUGCCGCUAACCGCUACACCGACUUAAAGGAUGAGGCGGCUCAGAGCCUGCCCACUAAGUGUGCCGUUCAGCUCGACAUUCCUAUCUCUCGUACUGUCGACUGUACCAAGAUCAACUAAGAUGGGAAAAGGUAUGAAGAAGAACGUGCUGCAGCUAAUGUAUGAGGCGAUUAAUAUUAGAAUUAUGUUUAGUUACCAAAAGAAUAAGUUGGGAAAAAAAAAAAGACAGAUUCUUGAUCAAUUGUUCAAGAAGCUAGUGUCAAUUUAUU
Molecule: messenger RNA, 625 nt
Organism: Erythranthe guttata (spotted monkey flower)
Lineage: Eukaryota; Viridiplantae; Streptophyta; Magnoliopsida; Lamiales; Phrymaceae
Product: non-specific lipid-transfer protein 1
Biological process (GO): lipid transport
Molecular function (GO): lipid binding
Source: RefSeq, a predicted model, not a curated record